AUGUCACAGAUCUCCGUUCUCGGCUUCUCCUCCGCGGAUUCUUCUGCCCCGUACGCCUCCUCAAGCGCUCUGCACUGGGCCAUCCUCCUUUCCCCCACCGCCGAAAUCAUCCAGCAACAGCAAAAGGGAAAAGAGAAGCGAAGACCCAGAUUUUUCUCACGACGCCAAUCAUCCAAAUCCGCCCUCUUCGACAUGCACAACCAUCAACUCCGCCAGCAAGAAUUCCCCAUUCCCGUACCAACGACGAAAUCAGAGUCAGAAACCGAGUCAGACUCGUCAUCAUCACCGUUGGGAUCCAAUUCCAACACAGCUCCAGCUUCGCGAAUCAUCACGACAAGCAUCUCCUCUCCCAUCGCCGGUAAGCCACAACACUUGACCCUGCGUAUCAAGCUCGGCACACACCACAGUUCUGUUUCAAAACUCGGACCCAAACUCUCGACACUUCUCUACUGCACACCCACAUACGGAUCGGAAGACGACUGGCUGCGCGCCGCACUCGACAUGCUCGUCAGCGCCGGCAUUCUCGAACCGCCUGCUACCGUCACGGGCGCGAGUUUCGAUGCCGAUGCCGUGCUCGAGUUCGCAGGUGAAGCUGUGAAAGAGUACUUAGCCUCCUCUCAACCGCACCAACAACCUCAGACCGAAACGAAUACUUCGCAAGGCAGGAAUGCCAAUGCUGACGGUAGAAGCGGACAGGUGCUAGAGCUCGACUACGCUUCUCACCUGACGAGAAUCGCCGAGGUAAAAGCUAUGUUUGCACAUCACACUGCACAGUCGCUUUCGCCUGCGUCUACCUCGACGCCCACUCCCGCACACGCAGCGGCAAAAUCGCAAGAGAGACGGUCGAGGACGACCGGAAGCAAUGCAUUAAUGUCCUCGUACAAAUUCCUGGGUUUCCGUAUCGCACCAUCUCCAUCAUCCUACUGUGCGCAACAGUACCGCGCAAGACGACAGCAGAAGUACAAUAGUUUUCAGAGACAGGAUGAUCCGUAUUCGGGCCUUAUGUGA
Rhinocladiella mackenziei CBS 650.93 is the source of this 1008-nucleotide messenger RNA. RefSeq lists its product as uncharacterized. The record is from RefSeq and is a predicted model, not a curated record. The transcript has a single exon. Lineage: Eukaryota; Fungi; Ascomycota; Eurotiomycetes; Chaetothyriales; Herpotrichiellaceae. The coding region runs from base 1 to 1008 and encodes 335 amino acids.